AUGCCCAAACGUACCCUCGCCGAUCGCUCCCCUCAUCAGGAGGCUGCGUCCGUCAAAGCCGGCAAUGCCAACACCACAGCCGGCGCCAGCCCCGUUCCCGCCCCCAAGGGCAAGAAGGCUAGAGCCAAGGCCAAAAAGCAAGACAAGGCCAAAGCAGAAGAAAACAAAUCCAACGUCGCGAUGGGACCCCCCGAGACUAAGCGCCAGGACGUCAAAAAAGAGUGCCCUAAGCUGGCGCUGGCGCGGCUCUGGGCUAAGAAGGCGGUGGAUCUCGAGAAGCCGUUGGACGAGCUCCAGUAUUCCAUCAAUCCGAUUCCGUUCAAGAUUGGAGAAGAUGGUAAAAUACACCCCGCCGAGCCUCAGACUAUCCCCCGGUAUGAGGGCUCAGUGCGCAGCAUGUCCGCUCUGACCAAGGAUGCUAUCGCGGACAUCCUCAGAAAGACCAAGCCUGACUGUCCCAAAGCGCAGGCGUGGAUCAAGGCGCAGGAGGGCAGCAAGCUGGCGCGGGAGCGCAUGCAGGCGACUAUGGGUGACAGAGAGGAUCUUCGCAAGAAGGUGGUUCAGAAGAUUCGUGACCAGGCCCGUCUGGCGGCUGUGCAUUCUGGGGCGCCGAAGCAUGAGAUUAAGAAUUUCUUGGCGGGGAUCCCUGAUCGUAGGGAGGAGGUUAAGGGGCAGGAUGAGAACAUUCGUGAGAGACAGGAUGAGGGUCAACCUCAGGGACAAGACGGGAAUGGAAUUCAGGGACAGGGUGAGGAAGAUCCUACAGGCCAUGGGAACGCGAUGGACGUCGACAUGGAGGACGACGGUGAGCAGAGGAAUGCGUCCUAUGAUAGUGACGACGGCCACAGAAAGAAGAGAGGCGGUAAGAAGGAAAAGACCCUCGAGGAGCGUCAGUUGCAGAGAGUCAUUGAUGCCCAUGAAAAAUUCCUUGUGAAGAUGAACGAGAUCACUUCGGGACUGAGGAACAUCUAA
Aspergillus candidus is the source of this 972-nucleotide messenger RNA. RefSeq lists its product as uncharacterized. The transcript has 2 exons. NCBI's taxonomy places the organism in Eukaryota, Fungi, Ascomycota, Eurotiomycetes, Eurotiales, Aspergillaceae. The coding region runs from base 1 to 972 and encodes 323 amino acids. The record is from RefSeq and is a predicted model, not a curated record.